Molecule: messenger RNA, 1786 nt
Organism: Habropoda laboriosa
Lineage: Eukaryota; Metazoa; Arthropoda; Insecta; Hymenoptera; Apidae
Gene: mldr
Product: mitochondrial ribonuclease P protein 3
Exons: 4
Coding region: 278-1786 (502 amino acids)
Biological process (GO): tRNA 5'-leader removal; mitochondrial tRNA 5'-end processing
Cellular component (GO): mitochondrion; mitochondrial ribonuclease P complex
Molecular function (GO): ribonuclease P activity
Source: RefSeq, a predicted model, not a curated record
UUACGUCUGUUACAUGAGUAACUCGUGCGUGAUUAAGUGAUUAUUGAAAACGUCCUAUAUUUUAGUAAGGUAAAUAACGUGUUCUUGACAUUUUUUUAUGUAAAAAAUGUGGACAUAAAAAUAAAUAGCACUCGUUAUAUUAAUUAGUGAUCACUUUAAAAUAUAAAUUGGUCACUGAAACAAGGCAUGAGAUUUUUGAGGUUAAUAAAGAGCCGGAGAACAUUUAUCCUAAUUUGAAAAGUUUAAAUAAAAUAGUGAGAAUUCAAUGUCUGUCAAAAUGUAUUUGCGUCCAAUAUCAUUAUUAUAUAUAAGGACAGCACAGUUGUGUACAACAUUUCAAAAGCCUGUUUUGAAGCAGCAUAAACAUAUACAACUUCUUCACAAAAGUUUAGACGAAAAAUUUGGAGAUAUGUUCACACAUACCAAUAUUAGCAAAGAAACAUGGGAAAGUAUAAGAAAGUAUAUGAUGGAGACAGAGUUACAUCCAUCAAUUGUUGAUUCUGUCAUUCUAAAGCUAUUUAAAAAUAAAAAUUUGGUAGAUGUUGGCAUAUUAUAUUAUAAAUUUUUAGUAAACAAUAACUGCCAUUUGAAUGUGAUUACACAAACUACGUUUUUGGAAUUGUAUGAACAUAAAAUAUCAAUUGAUGAAACAGACAAAGAAUAUGUUUUAAAUUUAUACAAAUAUUUUAUAAGUGAGUAUUCGUCACUUGAAAUAAACAUGAGUACUGCUCUUGUUGUAAGCUUAUGUAAAAUUGGUGAAAGUAAGAAAGCUAUGGAAAUUAUAGAAAGAUUUGAAAGAAACGAUCAGAUAUUUCUUCGUGUUGCAUAUGAUGUAUUAAUUUCACAUUUAUAUGAUUGUGGAGAAGCAGAUAAAGCAUAUGAAUAUUUACUUAUUUCAUUCAAAAAAGGUCCAGGACCUCUAAAUGGUUCAUAUAUCUCAUAUUGGAAAUAUCAUUCAAAAGAUAGGUGUACAUUUACUCAAAAAGUUGAGAGGUUAUUUUCUUUGUGGAGGAAAUAUGGUAUUAAACCAUCUGAGGAAUCUAUACGGAAAUGUAUGAUGAUUUGCAAUGAUCUUGGUUGGUCUGCCAAAUUAACAAAAUUAGAUGGAUUAAAAUGUACAGUAUGUAAGCAAGAACUGUCACAGAUUUUAUCCAAGAAGGAUUAUGAGCGCUUGUGCAAAGUUGUCAAAGAAAAAUUGAUUUUUGAUAAUCUGUAUAUUGUUUCCAAUCCAAAAGAAGUACAAAAUUUUAUAAAAUACAUUGAGAAAGGAACACCAUAUGAUAUUAUUGUUGAUGGGUUAAAUUUUAUUUGUAGGUCGUUUGGUAGUUACAAACAGUUGCAACGACUUAUUGUGAAACAAGCAGGGGAAGGCAAAAAGGUACUAGUCAUUGGAAGAAAACAUAUAAAGAAGCAUAUAAUAGAAAACAGUUUGGCAAACUAUUUCUAUGUUGAUAACAUGUCAAAAGAUGAUCUGUUUGUAUUAUACGCAGCAUUGUCAAGUGGACCAAAUGCUAAAGUUAUUUCUAACGAUUUAAUGCGCCAGCAUGAAUUUAUUAUUAAUGAUGUUGAACUGCAGACUCUCUUUAAGAAAUGGCAAAUAGCGCAACAAUACAGUGUACAAUCAAGUUAUAAUCUGCAACAAUUAACUAAAAUCAGUACACCUAUUGAUGCAAUUGUACAGAAGCAAUCCAAUUGCUGGCAUAUACCAUAUAAUAUUGAUGAUUGUCAACCUAGACAAAGACAUAUAUCUAACGAUGACUGGGCAUGUUUCAACACGUGUCCAUGA